GCGGUCAGAAGUUGGCCGAAGUUGCCAAGUUGGUGCGUACUGCGUGGAGCGAAGCGAGUGGCGACGUGAACGUGAAACGGUGACUCAGUCGGACAGUAGAGUAAAGAGUGAGACGCGCGGUGGUCGGCUGGUGUACCGGUGAUAAUAAAUUUAUCGGUGUCCGAGUUUCACGGGGAAAUUAGUGAAAAAGUGUGGGACCAUAACCGCGUCCAAUAUGUUCAGCUGGCUGAAUCGCGAGGACAACGGCAAGGCGGAGCUCUUCGAGAACGUGACCGAGGGUCUGAAGAAGAUCUACAGGUCGAAGCUGCUGCCCCUCGAGCAGCAUUACCAGUUCCACGAUUUCCACUCGCCGCAGCUCGACGAUCCUGACUUCGACGCGAAGCCGAUGAUCCUGCUGGUCGGUCAGUACUCGACGGGGAAAACGACGUUCAUAAAGUACCUCCUGGAGCGAGACUUCCCGGGGAUCCGGAUCGGCCCCGAGCCGACUACCGACCGGUUCAUAGCCGUCAUGUACGAUGAAAAGGAGGGCGUGAUUCCCGGUAACGCCUUGGUCGUCGAUCCUAACAAGCAGUUCCGACCCCUCUCAAAGUUUGGGAACGCCUUCCUCAACCGGUUCCAAUGCUCGACGGUUGCCUCCCCGGUUCUCAAGGGUAUAUCCAUCGUCGACACCCCUGGUAUUCUGUCCGGUGAAAAGCAGCGCGUAGACAGAGGCUACGACUUCACCGGGGUGCUCGAGUGGUUCGCAGAGCGUGUCGACAGGAUCAUCCUACUCUUCGAUGCCCACAAGCUGGACAUCUCCGACGAGUUCAGGAGGUCCAUCGAGGCUCUGCGGGGCCACGACGAUAAGAUUAGAAUCGUACUAAACAAGGCUGAUAUGAUCGAUCAUCAGCAGCUCAUGCGGGUCUACGGGGCACUUAUGUGGUCCCUUGGCAAGGUUCUGCAGACACCUGAAGUCGCCAGGGUGUAUAUCGGCUCCUUCUGGGACCAGCCGCUUAGAUACGAUGUCAAUCGCAGGCUUUUUGAAGACGAGGAACAAGAUCUGUUCAAAGAUAUGCAAUCGUUGCCCAGGAAUGCUGCGCUUAGAAAACUUAAUGACCUAAUCAAACGUGCUCGCCUAGCUAAGGUUCACGCUUACAUCAUUAGUGCAUUGCGAAAAGACAUGCCCUCAAUGUUUGGAAAAGAUGGAAAAAAGAAGGAUCUUAUUAAAAAUUUGGGUCAAGUUUAUGACCAGAUACAAAGGGAGCAUCAAAUAUCUCCCGGUGAUUUUCCAGAUUUGAAAAAAAUGCAGGAAUCUCUGGCUCAUCACGAUUUCACAAAAUUCCAUCCGCUUAAACCUAGGCUACUGGAAAUUGUGGACAAAAUGCUUGCCGAGGAUAUCGCUAAGCUUAUGGCUAUGAUUCCUCACGAAGAAAUGGCCACCUCCACAGAACCAAUGAUCAAGGGUGGUGCCUUUGAGGGAGUAGAGGAUCAGGUCAGUCCGUUUGGUUACAAGAGAGGCGAAGGUAUCGAUGCUGGUGCCGGCGAACCAGAAUGGAUCGUUAAUAAGGAACGUUAUAAGUGGGACUCGAUGUUUGACAGUCUUGGUCCCAUGGAUGGGAAAAUUACCGGAGCUGCUGCUAAAUCGGAGAUGGUUAAAUCCAAGCUGCCAAACAGCGUUCUAGGAAAGAUUUGGAAGCUUUCUGACAUCGACCAGGAUGGUUUACUGGAUGCGGAUGAAUUUGCACUUGCGAUGCACCUAAUCAAUGUCAAAAUAGAUGGUCACGAUAUACCUUCGGAACUUCCGGAUCAUCUGGUGCCCCCUUCGAAACGUAACUUAUGAAUGUGACGGAUGUGUGUGAUGUAGGUUGUUCCAGCCACGCGCACUUUGACACAGCUAGACCAAUCAAUUCCAUUUUUUUUCUUCACAUCACAGUUAAAACUGAUAAGGAUCAUUUACACCUUUCAAGUGAACAUGAUAAAUUACGAGGGCAUACAUUAUAUGUAAUACAUUCUAUCGACAUUAUUGUAAAUGCAAUACUAGACUUCAUGGCGAUACAAGUGUCGGUCUCCUUUUGCAUCUAUAAAGAAAAACGUUCAUACAUUUUUUUUUCCGCUCUUUUGUUACGAUAGUGAAAGUAACGAUAUGCUGACCAUGAUCGUGAGACGUGUUUGCGACAGACGUAUGAGAGUUUCUUUGUUAACUAGGCCACUUCUUUUGCUGAUCACUUGCACUCACUUUUUUUUUGAAUCUCACAAGUUGUAACACUAACUAUUUGGGAUUAUUUGUGAAGUUUUCUCACACGCAACCGUUCUCAAGAAGCACUUUCUUUUUAAUUUAGUCGGUAUCCCGUAAAGACGCGUAAAAAUGCAGGAGUGGUCAAUGUUAAAUUUGUACCGAUUGUAAGAAAGUUCCGUGCUUAUUUCGUGCAAGUUGUACUGGUUCGUAUUAUCGCUCUAGUGCUUUACUGUGCUUACUUGAAUGUGAUGAAAGACAAUUUAAAAAACGUAACUAAAAAGACUACCAUGUGCCCACUGGUAAAUCGAAAAAAGGAAAAGAAAAGAAAAACUUUUUCAACGCAGUAAAAAACUUAUUUUUAUAACUCGGUAAAUAAACUGUAGGAAAUUCAUGAACUACAAGGAUUCUGAAAAUAUGACGUGUAAUCAGUGAUUUUUUGUAGAUAUAAAUACUACCGUUGACUACGUAUUAUAUUUUACUGCACCCAAUCCAUACUGUUCGGCGAAUUUUGAUCCUCCACAGAUUUCUAGUGAAAUUCAAGUACUGAGAGGCAAGUGUGAUGUUUAAAUUGUCAAAAAAUAACCAAAUUGAUCAUUUUUGUCAAAAAUCACUGAAUCCACGCUGCAACAUUUUUUCAGACAAUGUUGUAAAGAUUCGAUAGAGAUUCAUUUAAACAUUAAACAAAGCAUAAUUGAUGAUAAUAUUAAACUAAAUGUAUGUAACCAUUAUAAAUGAUACAAGUGUCCAUUUGCUUGCGCAUGUUCCUUUAUCACGUAAGGCUAUGAAUGAUUUGACAAAUUAAUUGAAUCACCCGACUGUUAUGCAAGCCCAGGGCACAAUGUUGAAUUACAUGCGCUAGAAAUUAGACUGUUUUCUUACCGAUCGCACAUUGGUCGAUUUUUACACCAACAAAUAAUGAAUACGAUUUAAUCUGAUCUGUAUUCGCAUUAACAGCUUACAACCAGUUUAUACAUGUAUAUACCUACAUUCAUGAAUACAUAAUAUAUGUACGAUGUAUAGUAAUUAUAUUAUAACACUUAUUAUCCACUUGCAAAAUUUUAGUUAAUAAUUUCCCGUUUCGUGUUAAUUAUCUAUAUAACAUUUGUAUCCUGAACUAUUAUCAAUGAAAUUAUUUAACUUGACAACAAAUAUUUAUACAUAUAUACAUAUUAUACGUAUAUAGAAAAAAAAGAAAAAUGCAAAAAGAAAAACGUACCUACUGUAAAUAUUGGGAUUGGAUUUGAAUGACAAUAGGCGUUUAUUGUUUGUAAAUAAUAAUCAUUCCCAAGACAUGUAUACCUAUCUUUGAUGUUAAUUAAUUAUGUAUAAAAAAUCAUCGCCGGAAACCUAAUUGAGACAAAUAAGCUACGUUUACACUUAUUUAUUACUGAUUGCACCGAGAUUUGCUGCAGACUCAUCAAAAAUAAAACACCAACAAUUGAAAAUGAAAAACAGCUUCAAUGCAUAAUAAUAAUAAUACAAUUUUCGAUCACAAUUUUCCUUAGCACUGCCUUUAUGUAACGCAUUUACAAUGUGAUAUGUAUAUUUUUCUAUGUGAUUGAAAGCAGAAAAGUAAUUCAGAUAAUUUACUAUAAAACUACAAAAUAAUAAACAAAUAAAUUGAAUAAUAAUGAUUAAUAAUAAUAUCAAAUAAUAAUAAUAUUAAUUUCCAUACUGGAUUACCAAAGAACUGAUCAACAUUUACUUUGUGCAAUUAGUGUGCUUAAAAUAAGUAUUUAAUAUGAAAUUGUUAUUAUUAUUAUUUUCUUUUUUUUUCUUAAUUAUAAAUAUCCAUGGUGUGGCAGUAUGCAUGCGUGAAAAUGUACAUUAUUGUAUACGAUAUAGUUGCAAUAACGAUGUCUCGAACGAAGUUUACUGUCUGCGGAAUUACCAUCGUCUCGGAAAUACUAUACGAGAACAAAUUUUAAUACUUCUAUUGUAAAUUAAUUUAUAGAAAUUAUAGCAAAUACAAUAAAUUAUAUUGAAUAACUCA
Messenger RNA from Neodiprion fabricii, 4208 nucleotides. It is a transcript of the gene Past1, whose product is annotated as EH domain-containing protein 3. The coding region runs from base 215 to 1819 and encodes 534 amino acids. Gene Ontology annotation, molecular function: GTP binding; protein binding; calcium ion binding. Gene Ontology annotation, cellular component: plasma membrane; cytoplasm. The transcript is spliced from 5 exons. NCBI's taxonomy places the organism in Eukaryota, Metazoa, Arthropoda, Insecta, Hymenoptera, Diprionidae. The record is from RefSeq and is a predicted model, not a curated record. Gene Ontology annotation, biological process: endocytosis; endosomal transport.